AUGUUACUGGCUGGGCGGACAGGCAUCCUGGUGGGCGCGAGGUCCUCAACCACUACGCUGAGGAAGACGCCACGGACGUCUUCAGAGCCAUGCACCCAGACCCUGACAUUGUGCAGUUGUACCUUAAACCACUGCUCAUUGGAGAGCUUGCUCCAGAAGAGCCCAAACAGGAGAGAAACAAAAAUGUGA
Messenger RNA from Rangifer tarandus platyrhynchus (Svalbard reindeer), 189 nucleotides. The record is from the annotation of a GenBank genome assembly. Lineage: Eukaryota; Metazoa; Chordata; Mammalia; Artiodactyla; Cervidae.